CACCGCACGCACCCACUCACGCAGCAUUUUCUUUCGGCCUGACUUCAGCUCGGAUGCAGCGGUGUAUAUCCCGUCACACUCUCCGCCAGCACCUCUUCCCUCGUACUGUCCCCCAACACAGCAUUCGGCGUCACAGCGGCAGCAUGCCCACGACGCGCUCUGCCAAGGCGAAGAGCAUAAGUCACCAAGAACGCACCUCGAGCGAACCGCGCAACAAUGAACUCCACAAGGCCACGGUCGGUCAGGUGACGGGCGUCAACGACCGCAUCAAGACGUUCAGGUUCAACAUUGUGGAUAAGAACGGCUUCAACGUACUGUCGGCUCCUUUCCCAUCUCCGCUUUCGACACGCGCUGAUGGCUGAGGCAAGUUCCUCCCAGGCCAAUGGCUCGACGUCUUCGUGCCUGACAUGGAGAAAGUCGGUGGCUUUACCAUUACAUCCUCGCCUAAAGACGCUCUGCCUCAGAGCGACCCCGACCACGCGCCCUUCUUCGAGCUCGCCAUACAAAAGAGCCCGGACAACCCGCCGGCAGCAUGGCUGUGGCAGCCAGUGGAAGAGAUACAGGGCAAGGAGAUCACGGUGCGCGUAGGCGGCAGCUUCGUGUUUCCGCCGCCCGGUGUGAACAUGGAGCGACCAAAGAUCAAGCGCGCCAUUUUCAUUGCAGGUGGUGUAGGCAUCAACCCUAUGAUGUCGAUGAUGUGCUAUAUCAAUCAGAACUACCGCAACCUUGAAGUGCGCCUCCUCUACUCGACCAAGGUGCCCUCGAAAGAGACCAGUCAGGAGGAAGUCCUUUUCCUGCCACAGAUCAUCGACUUGUUCCGGAUACCACGCUCCGAGUCAACCAAGGACCGCAUCGAACUGUUCUUCACAGGCACAUGGGACGGUUCCGAGGUAAACCAGAGCAACGACCAGCCGAUUCAACCGCUCAUGUCAUUGACAUUACCAAACCUCGACUCUGCGACUGAAGUACCUGUAAUUGCAUGGACACACCGCAUCAAUGACAUUGCGCUGUCGAGUGCAGUCGGCAGUAAGGAAGAGGCCAAGCACACGGUCUUUUACGUAUGCGGGCCUCCCACCAUGACCGACGAGAUCGUCCAAUAUCUGAAGGAUCAAGACAACGUCGCGCCUGAGCGCGUCCUGUGCGAAAAGUGGUGGUAAGAGCCAAAAUAUGCGUAUGUAUUCCUUCCUGUCGUCCCUCAGCCCGAGCGCGUUGUCUUUUCAGUACAUAGCCGCCUUGCCCUGCAGCAGAUUUGGCAACAUUCGAUGUCCAGCAUCACAGUAGAUAGUCAGUCGAGUGUCACUUCACUCUUGGAUAUGCACAUCUUCAAUCGCAGAUCGAUCGUCGCAACAAGUAUCGUCGCGAUUCGAUACUCACACACUUAACCCGCAUUUACGCG
This is a messenger RNA of Didymella exigua CBS 183.55, 1396 nucleotides long. RefSeq names its product ferredoxin reductase-like protein. The transcript is spliced from 2 exons. The record is from RefSeq and is a predicted model, not a curated record. Lineage: Eukaryota; Fungi; Ascomycota; Dothideomycetes; Pleosporales; Didymellaceae. Bases 408 to 1157 code for a protein of 249 amino acids. Gene Ontology annotation, cellular component: mitochondrion.